AUGGAGGAUACCUUUGAUCGAGCCAUCCGAGACAAUCAUCCGGACACCUUGGCUCCUGCCCGAAAUGACGAGUUGGACAUGUUAGGAAUCAACGUUAAUCCAAGCUUUCAGGAAAUCCGAGUGAAGCUCAUGAGAGACUUUGGGUGUGUCUCAAUCGGAGGCCGUGAGUGCAUGGGGAUGAUUAAUCCGGAAAAUAGCAAUGAGGCGGUGCACUUGUCCCAUGCAAUGAUGGACACUUGGGCAAACGACAUUUUCAAAAAAAAACCCGGAGUUACAGUCAUGAAGCCUCCAACCCGCCGACCUGGAUUCCAAUUUCUACCUAUUUCCAACCAACCUUGCCAGCCUCCGAAAUACACUGCCGAUAGUGUUGCAUCGACCUCACAAAUCCCUCAACACUAUUCCGAGUCGCCACCACCAUAUCCUCUUCCGGAUUUUGAAGAUUAUCUCCGGUUCGCCAAGGUUGGACCCGAGGAUCAUGUGACCCGAGAGCUUCUUGAUCGACACAACAUUGUUGAAUUCGAAUCCUUCUUCUCUCCUGCGUUGGAUAUUCCAACCCUUGAGAGGUUGGGAUUCCCUUAUGGAGCGGCGGUGCGUUUACACGACAAAGCCCCACUGUAUCGAACUGAGCUGAAGAAGCGUAAGAAUCCAACGUUUUGGAGUUGA
Molecule: messenger RNA, 663 nt
Organism: Melampsora larici-populina 98AG31
Lineage: Eukaryota; Fungi; Basidiomycota; Pucciniomycetes; Pucciniales; Melampsoraceae
Exons: 4
Coding region: 1-663 (220 amino acids)
Source: RefSeq, a predicted model, not a curated record